This is a messenger RNA of Aspergillus saccharolyticus JOP 1030-1, 2865 nucleotides long. Its product is annotated as DUF803 domain membrane protein. Gene Ontology annotation, biological process: magnesium ion transport. The transcript has 2 exons. Gene Ontology annotation, cellular component: membrane. The record is from RefSeq and is a predicted model, not a curated record. Gene Ontology annotation, molecular function: magnesium ion transmembrane transporter activity. Lineage: Eukaryota; Fungi; Ascomycota; Eurotiomycetes; Eurotiales; Aspergillaceae. The coding region runs from base 123 to 2633 and encodes 836 amino acids.
CUUUGAUCCUACACAGACAAUCCUCGGCGAACAAUCGGACCCUCCGCUUAUCUCCCCCAAACUCUCUUCCUCGACAUUCCCGCUUACUCCCUCGGCUCCCUUACGCCGAGCGCUCGUUGCAUAUGGAGCACAUGCGGGAGGUACCCCUGGCAGCAGGUCUGCUCACCACACUCCUGUCUUCCACCAUUCCUUCGCCCACCGCUCUAGCCUAUAGCUUGCCUUCUUCAUCUCCAUCUCUACCUUCUCCGACGACGAGUCCCGUUCACGAUGGCGGCAACGGUGAGGGAGAACCAGGGGGCAUGCACGAAUGGUCUUCCUUAAUUGGAAUCGUGACGGCGCUGGUUGGCAACGUGUUGAUCUCCCUGGCGCUCAAUAUUCAACGCUACGCGCACAUUCGAAUCGAUCGGGAAUGGGAGCAGGAAAAGUUACGAAAGGAACUGGACUGGAAACGCGCCCACCAAGGCCAUGAUAACACCAGCUUGACUGGGAAUUUCGAUGAAUCCGAUCUGGGCGAGAGUGAAAUCAAUCGGGGCCGGGGCCGUGCACCUCUUGAAGACCGCUACAGGGACGAAUCCCCGGACUUUGUACCGGAGGACGCACCGGCUCGUUCUGGUUGGAGCCAGCGGUACCGCGACGAUGACGGCGACUCGCAGGAUCACACGAGGGACUCUCUGCUGUCCGACAACACUGUCCGGCCGGAAAACGAGGGCGACCGCCGUAGUGGCCGCAAAUCCUACCUUCGCUCUCCGUACUGGUGGGUCGGAAUCGUGCUCAUGUCGGUGGGCGAAGUGGGCAAUUUCAUGGCCUACGGGUUCGCGCCAGCGUCCAUCGUGUCUCCGUUGGGAGUGGUCGCGCUGAUUUCGAACUGCGUCAUUGCACCCUUUAUGCUCAAGGAGAAGUUUCGGCAACGUGAUGCCUGGGGGGUUCUCAUCGCCAUUGCGGGCGCAGUGGUGGUUGUGAUCAGUGCGCCGUCGUCGGAGGAGAAGAUUGGGCCUCACGAUAUCUGGGUCAUGAUAACGCGCUGGGAGUUUGAGCUCUACUUAGGUCUCACGGCUGCGUUGAUUGUUGCGCUGAUGUGGGCUAGUCGCAAGUAUGGACCGAAGACAAUCUUGAUUGAUGUCGGGUUGGUCGCAUUAUACGGUGGCUAUACCGCAUUGUCAACCAAAGGUGUUUCUUCUCUAUUGACAUUCACUUUUUGGCAUGUGAUUACGUUCAAGGUCACUUAUCUCCUUGUCUUCAUCCUCAUAUUCAGCGCAGUCAUGCAGAUUCGGUACAUCAACCGAGCGCUGCAGCGCUUCGAUUCAACUCAGGUGAUACCGACUCAGUUUGUGCUUUUCACUCUCUCGGUCAUUGUCGGAAGCGCCAUCCUGUACCGAGAUUUCGAGUCGUUUACGGCGAAGCGUGCCAGCAAAUUCGUGGGUGGCUGUCUGCUGACGUUCUUGGGAGUGUACUUCAUCACCAGUGGAAGAGUUCGUAGUGACACCGAGUCCUCUUUUUCGGCCGACGACGAAGAAGAGGCUAUUGGGCUGCUUGCUGGGGAGCGGUAUUACGACCAUUUCGACUUGUCGCCACCACCGGCCCCUCAAGCCAAAGCACAUAAGCCGGGACGAACAGUCCGCAAUUUCCAAGAUGGGAACAUGGACUCCCCCGCUGGGUCACUUCUCAGCCAUGGUCUUGAGGAUGUCGACGACAAUUUACCCACUCCCCGCGGGGCUCUUUCUGCUGCACCAUCGUCGCCAACGGGCUCCCUGCUUGCGGAGUCAGAAUCCCGUCGCUCCGACGAGCCCACAUCACCUGUGCAUCCCAGCUCGCUUCUGAGGAACCCUUGGGUUGAGUCUCGGGGAUCAACCUCGGCCUCAAGUCAGCGUCCAUCUACUCCUCCAGAGCAAUCUGUGCAGAAUACACACGAAUCACCAUUCCUACUUCGCUUCCCUCCUGCACCUGGCGCAGAAGAAUGCGAACCGCAAGACGUGCCUACUGCGUCAGCGGCUGACGGAUCUCAGCAGAACGUUCGGAAUGUUGUUGUCCCCCAGACUCCACCGGCACGGAGGCUCCGCAAUUCCAUCUCCAACUUCUCGCCUGGCGCCUUUCUCCCGGCAAUCUCGUCUGGUUUCAGUGCGGUGGUUGCCGAGUCACUUCGUCGUGACGAGAUCAGCCCCCACAAGGGCCGGAGGAUUGGACGACGGAUCGGCCGGAAGAAGCAGCUGAGUACGACCGUCUUGGACGGAUACACUCGAAACCGCAACGCAGAUACUCUGGAGACCAUCCGUGAUUUAGAUGGGAGUACUGGGGCGGGCUUGACCCCCCGGUUCCCGUUGUCAGACGCCCGGCUUCAUUCUACGGGUGAGCUCUCUACGGCUCCUGUGACUGUCGGUGUCGCCACUCCUGCUCUCGAAUCGGAAGACGGAACUCGGACGCCUAAGCCCCAGGACGUGGUCUCGCUUUCGAGACUGCGAAGUUUGAGUGAUUCGUGGAGCGGGGGUUUGGCCUGGCUCGGCGGUGUUCUGCACAGACCCGGGGCAAGGAGAGGGUCAGCCAAUCCACCGCUGUCGGAGAACCCAAGGGAUGACAGUGGUCUCGGGGCACCGAGUGACCCAGCCCAGCGGGGCCCUGAGUCUGACGCGCAGGUAUAGACUGGAAGCUUUCAGGUGACAGUCACACACCGCUUGUUAGUACAUAAUUGUUUUCGAGUAACAUAUGGGAGGAGAUAAGUUCACAUAGCCUCAGCAUUUUCCUCGCACAUCAUAUAAGUUUUUAAUAGACAUUAGCAUUGUGAUCCUCGGGUUGAGGGGCGGAGCAGAAGGUCAGUUCUGUAUGUACAAUACUGUGUUUGCAGUCAAUGGAAGAAAGACAUGGUCACUGCGC